GUCACAAUGUUUGUUUAAUCCGGCGAUGCGUGAACGGUGUUUCAACAGACAUUUGAUAAUUCAUAAGUAACCAAUCUCAUCCUAUAUCGCGAUACGAGACUUUUUAUGUGACAUACUUUUCACGUCAUACGUACAAUACUUGUGUUUGACUAAGCUUGGAUGUUUCGCUACUUGAUUUGAUGUCUCCAACUCCUCCAUCCAAACGACAAAAAAUACUGACCUCUACAGAAAACAACAAUAACAAUUUUCAUUCAAAUACCAACAACAACUUGUCAAACGGGAUGGAAGCUAACGGAGAAGUUCCUGAUUUGGACGAAAGUCUUUAUAGUCGUCAGCUUUAUGUCUACGGGGCCGAAGGCAUGCGCCGAAUGGCAACAACAGACAUUCUAGUUAUUGGCCUGGAAGGACUUGGGCUCGAGGUCGCCAAAAAUAUAAUUUUGGCUGGAGUUAAAUCUGUAACGUUGUGUGAUGACACUCCAUUAUGUAUAGCUGACCUCACAUCUCACUACUUUGCGGACCUUAAUGACAUAGGUCAUCCACGUGCUGAAAUUUGUAAGAAUAAGUUAAGCGAGUUGAAUAAUCAUGUGUCUGUCCGCGUGUUAAACAAACAUAAACUUGGUGCUGAAGACUUUAGGAAUUUUAGUGUAGUGGUGCUAAACCAGGGAUCUGAGGACCUGUGUGUGGAGUAUGGAGACAUUUGUCGGAGUUUGGGUGUCAAAUUCGUCGUUGCUUCAACAUGCGGACUUUUUGGCAAAGUGUUUUGUGACUUUGGGACAGAUUUUGUAGUGUAUGACCCAACUGGUGAAGUUCCAUCUUCAGUCAUGAUUCAGCAAAUAGAGAAGAGCAAACAAGGACUUGUAACUUGUUUGGAGGAGACUCGUCAUGGGUUUCAGGACGGCGACUAUGUAACUUUUUCUGAAGUAAAAGGGAUGGUGGAGUUAAACGGUUGUCAACCCCGAAGAGUAACAGUUGUUGGACCUGAUGUAUUUUCCAUUGGUGACACGUCUAAUUUUAAUCCAUACAUAUCUGGUGGGAUGUGUACUCUUGUUAAAAUGCCAUUAAAAAUCAACUUUCUACCUUAUCGGACAGCCUAUUAUUCCCCAAUUUUCAUGACGACAGAUUUCGUUAAAACUGAGCGUCCCGCACAGAUUCAUCUCUUCUUUAAGGCCCUCAGUGAUUAUAAGAAUAGCAACGGAUCUCUUCCUAAACCUUGGUGCAGGACUGAUUCCCGUACUUUUGUGGACUAUGUCCAUAAAGUCAAUAAACAAGUGGAAAGCACAAACGCUUCAGUCUCAUCAAUCGAUGAAAAACUAGCUACGCUCUUUGGAUGCGUUUGUUCAGGUCAAUGUUCCCCCGUCUUGUCUUUUAUAGGCAGUUUCGCUGCCCAAGAAGUUAUGAAGGCUUGCAGCGGUAAGUUCACGCCGCUGCAACAGUGGAUGUAUUUCGAUGCAACUGAGUGCCUCUGGAUGAGUUCAGAUGAAGAUUUCGUAGUCUCAGAGAAUGAUGCAAAACCAAUUGGAUCUCGUUAUGAUGGUCAGAUUGCCAUAUUCGGACGUGCGUUUCAAGAGAAGCUGAAAGGAUUGAAGUAUUUUAUUGUUGGUUCAGGUGCAAUUGGAUGUGAGCUGCUAAAAAACUUCGCGUUGAUGGGUGUUGGUGCAGGACCGUCUGGAAAAAUUGUUGUGACGGACAUGGAUCUCAUCGAAAGAUCAAACCUAAACAGACAGUUCCUGUUUCGUCCAUGGGAUAUCCAUAAAAUGAAGUCAGUCGUGGCAUCAGCCGCUGCUAAAUUGAUAAAUCCAGAGCUUAAUAUUGAAGCUCAUGAGAAUCGUGUUGGACCGGAGACGGAGAAAAUAUAUGACGACGAAUUCUUCGAAAAAUUGGAUGGAAUCGCUAAUGCGUUAGACAACGUUGAGGCCCGCACUUAUGUUGAUCGUCGUUGUGUUUAUUAUCGCAAACCUCUUUUAGAAUCCGGAACCCUGGGAACUAAGGGUAAUGUACAAGUUGUUAUCCCUUAUUUGACAGAAUCUUACUCAUCUUCACAAGACCCUCCAGAAAAAUCAUUCCCUGCGUGCACUCUGAAAAACUUCCCUUAUCUGAUUGAGCAUACCCUUCAGUGGGCACGCGAUCUGUUUGAAGGACUUUUCGUCCACCAGUCACAAGCAAUGAGUUCGUUUUUACAGGAUCCGCCUGGCUUUUUAGAACGAACAUUAUCAAAUCAAGGAAAUCAACCUUUGGAAACACUAGAAACUUUGAAAACAAAUUUAUUAGACAAAAGACCAAGUAGUUUCGAAGAUUGUGUCACUUGGGCUAGAUUACUCUGGCAGGAUUUGUUUUCAAACACAAUCGCACAACUUUUGUUCAAUUUCCCUCGCGACCAUGUCACUUCAACUGGUUCUGAUUUUUGGUCAGGAACCAAACGAUGCCCUCAUCCAUUGCAGUUUGAUGUACAAGAUACAACACAUCUGGAGUUUAUUUCGGCGGCUUCAAACCUUCGCGCUGAAUGCUAUGGCAUCCCUCAAUGUCGAAACCUGUCCAAGAUUUCCGAAAUUGUUCAAAGUGUAGUUGUCCCUCCGUUUGUUCCUCGAUCAGGCGUACGGAUUGAUGUAACCGAGGCAGAGGCUCAAGCAAGGUCAGCUGCACCUAUAACUGAUACAUCUCGACUUGAAAAACUUCAGAAAGCUUUACGUAGCUUCAGCAACACUUCAACACUACAUAUCAACGUAAUUGAAUUUGAGAAAGAUGAUGAUACAAAUUUUCAUAUGGACUUCAUCACCACAACAAGCAAUUUAAGGGCCGAGAAUUAUGAAAUCCCUCCAGCUGACCGACUAAAAAGUAAAUUAAUUGCUGGUAAAAUUAUCCCUGCAAUUGCAACUACAACUAGUUUGGUGGCUGGGCUGGUAUGCCUAGAACUAUUUAAGGUUUGUAACUAUAUUUCACCAUAAUUGUACUUUUCUGUAUUUAAGUGAUUUGAUUUUGUUUCUCUAUGGCCAGUGUUAUUGACAGACGGUGAUAAGUUGUAAAUUGUCAAGUGAUUUGCUAAAAGCUGUCUUGUAUAUUGAUCAAAUGAUAUAAUAUGUAAUUGUCUUUUAGUUGCAGAAACAUUCUUCGUUACGGGAUAAUAUGAAACAAAGUAGCUAACAAUCAGAGUUACUUGUUAGUUAUCGACAUACUGUAACAAUAUUUCCAUAUCUAAGUUUUUUGCACUUAAGAGUCGUUUCCGUACACUAUGUUGUGAAAUCCUUACUAGUUGUAACUAUUUGUUCACUUCAUUUUUCAUGUUACUUUUAGCUUGUUCAAGGACACAAAAAUCUCGAACUGUUCAAAAAUGCUUACGUCGAUUUAGCGUUGCCCUUUACUUCAUUUUACGAACCUGUAGCACCUAUCAAGUCAAAAUACUACGAUACAGAAUUUUCUUUAUGGGAUCGGUUCGAACUUUCAGGUCCUAUGACCUUGCAAGGUCUAAUCGAAUACUUCAAAGAUAGUUUGAAGUUGAAUGUAACAAUGCUAUCGCAAGAUGUUUCUAUGCUCUAUGCAUUCUUCAUGCCAGAAGCAAAGCGUAAGGAACGUCUAGUUAUGUCGUAAGUUCAUUUUAUAGUUUUGUUUCAUAUUUUAUGGAUACUAUAAAUAACCGCAUAGUAUUUAGGUGACAGUUGACCAACGAUGUAUAUCUUUUUUCAAUUAAAUAGUUCGAAAGCAUUUUUUGAGCAGAGAUGGAUAGUAAUGGUGGCCGUCAAUGGAAUAAAACUGCUAGCCACCACCCAUCUCCCGCGAGAAAAUGCUUUUGACUUACUUGCAAUAUCUAGGCAGAUAUACCCAAAAAGGCUGGUCAACUACAGUCCAAAACGUCAAUGGGAAGAUUCAAAUAACCAAUAUAUGUAGAUUAAAUGGUUCAAAUUUACGAGAUAAAUUUGCCGCUAAAUACAAUAUCAAAUUGAUUACUUGUAGAUUAGUUGAUGACCAAACAACUUUUGAUGUGGUAGGUGUUGUUUUCGUUCCAUGGGUUUCUCAGAGUGUAUGGAGUACCAUUGUUGUUUAUUGGACACUACUUAGUUGUCGGAAACAAGAAUUUAGAUUGAAAUGUUGGGAAAGAUUUGAGCUCAGAUGGAUGAUCUCAGUACAGUUUCGUUCUCUAAUCUGGAUGGUUUAGUUCUGGAGCUUUCGUUGUCCUUCUGGAUAACAUCAAUAAAUAAUUCCGAUAGAAGCAAAGUACUCGAAUUUCUUCACAUUUAAUCAACAUCACUAAAAACACAAAUUUAAAUUUUAUUUUGCAUGUAAUUAUUGCACUGUGAAAUUUCAACAGCUUGCUAGUUAGCAAAAUGGUUUUAGAAAAUGUAUGUAUUAAAUACUUGUUGUGUGUUGAUUCUCAGCCACAGUUACCAUGUGUAAAUGAAGUGUUAAGUCCGGAUACAUAUGAGCUGGAUUGAUACUUUUAAUGACAAAGUGUAAUAGUUAAGGAGUAAAAUAUGGUAGUACAGAAAUACAUCGUAUUUUCGUCAUAUUCCUAGAUUAAAAGGAUUGGGCCUAUUAGAAAGGUUGCUUAUUCGUCAGUCAGUCAUAAUCAGCGCAGAACCUGGCAUAUUUGUAUAUCGGUUCAAGUUGCCAUGCCCUAUUAACACAGCAAGACAAAAUCGAUAGAACAAACCCUAGACUAGUAGAAUUAUUGACCAUAAUAAUGGUAUUUUAAAGGAUUAGCUAUCCAAGUUACAAUUCAGGAAAUAAUUAUAGAUUAGUGGGAUAAUUUUAUAAGGUAAUCUAGAAACUUAGGAACUAAGUCAAGACAAGGAGUUAAUGUCCUUGCGUCAUUGGAAACGAUUUAGAACACUGUCACUUAAAAGCCAACCAUUGUUUACGAUGAUCAAGCCUACCCCAACCAAGUAGUCUACAUUUACCUAUAUUAGUCAGUCGAACAGUCAAUAUCUUCAUGGACUGAUACCCAAGUCUUGGUUCGAACUCCGCUAGCUUCUAGAAUACUACGCCAUCCGUUAUCGCUUAUCGAGGUAGUUGGUGGAUGAGGAUACGGAACAUAUGUUCUCACCAUCUCAGUAGAUGUAUAUUCGCUGUAUUAUCUAUCCAUUAACCAUCAUUACCUUGUACUAUGGGUAUAACCUCAAUUGCUAUCUCAUUGUCUUCAAAAUAUACGAACGCUUGUUUGAAGACACAUUUAGUUGAAUGUUAGUAACCUAUAAAUAUCCUUUUCUAAGAAUCACAUUUACCGCCAUGAAAUAGAUUGAAGCAAUUUAGUUUUUAGUUCAAUUGUUGUUCCUGUCUACCAAGGACAAUCAUUCCGAACCAGCCAACAUUUCGCGAAUAUAUUCUCUGUAUAUUUUCAUAUGUUUCACAUAUUUCUGUUCACUCAAAACCUAUUUGACUAAUACGUAUAAUAUUAUGGAGACUGACUGAUGUAUAUGUGUGCCCGAUCCUAUGUUGUAGCCGACUAACUGACUGACGGAUACGUAUAAUAUCAUGAAAGCAUUGGUUAGGGGCUCAAGAUUUUUAUAAUACUCAAUCAAGUGUUAUUAUUAGUAUGAUUAACUUGUCUAAAGUUAGAUGUUUCGAAGUAUUUUUGUAUAUUAAACAUGAACCAUGUCUAUCCUUUCUUUGAAUGUUUUCAUUUCAAAUUAAUAUAAUUACAUCGUAAAUCUUGGAGUAACAUACAAGGAGCCCAUGCCGCUAGUUUGUGGGGUGAUCACUGCGUUCCCUUUCAUUUUUACUUCAAUGUUAAGUGAUUAGAAAAUAUCAAAGUCCCAUAGAAUGAUUACUCAGUUUUCUAUUGCUUAAAUGUGUAUUUUUUUCAGAUUGAAAGAUCUGGUGGAAGUAGUCAACAAACGCAAAAUACCUCCUCAUGUCAAAGUACUGGUAUUUGAUGUCUGUUGCAGUGAUGAGCAUGAUAAAGAUGUUGAUGUGCCAUAUAUCCGCUAUGUACUGGAACCAGCCAAAUAAAGUUCAUUUAUUCAUGUCUUUCUCAAAUAACACAGGUUUCAAAUUGAUGAUUACUCCUUUACGAAACCAAACUAUUUUUCACCCAUUUUAAUUUAUGGAAUAUUCCAAAGACAAUAUAUGCUUUCCCUAUUAUUUGUGUACUAGCUGUGUAUGAAUUAACACGCAAAUAAAAUGAAUAAUUAAUUAAUUUUUAUGUAUUCUGAGAAUACAGAAAGCUAUGGACAUAAUCUUUUUACUCAAUUUUACUGUAUAACAAUUUGUAUAAUCUAAGUUGAUAUUUAUGUCGAGCAUCUGUUUUUUCUCUGCAAUCGACUCAUUUUUCGAAUAGAAAGCUUUAAAAUAUAUGUUUACUUCCGGGUGAUUUAACUUGAUGGAUUAUUUUCUUUAUCAGUUUUCUUUAUUCAAUGUUCUAAUUUCGGAGUGUUAGUUAUCAGCAAUAUUUACAAAUACAUGGUUUACGUUACUAGCA
Messenger RNA from Schistosoma margrebowiei, 6409 nucleotides. Lineage: Eukaryota; Metazoa; Platyhelminthes; Trematoda; Strigeidida; Schistosomatidae. The record is from the annotation of a GenBank genome assembly.